Messenger RNA from Actinia tenebrosa (Australian red waratah sea anemone), 2583 nucleotides. Its product is annotated as glutathione hydrolase 1 proenzyme. The record is from RefSeq and is a predicted model, not a curated record. Gene Ontology annotation, molecular function: glutathione gamma-glutamate hydrolase. Lineage: Eukaryota; Metazoa; Cnidaria; Anthozoa; Actiniaria; Actiniidae. Gene Ontology annotation, cellular component: plasma membrane. Gene Ontology annotation, biological process: glutathione catabolic process.
GUAAGCCUAUAUAUAUAUAUACGAGGACGGGUAAGCCUAAGCACUAGUAACUCGAUAAACUCUGAAUCGUUCAGAAGAUAUAUAUUCUUCAAGUCAAAAUUUUCAAAAAAAUGACAUUAGGAAGCCAAGAAUCUCUCCAGGACGAGACUCCAGACACUGAGAAUCUCAUAAUACACGAAGAGAAUACUGGCAAUACGACAAACCAGAAGAAGAAAUCUAAAUGGAAUCGGCUGAAAGGCAUCCGAGUAAUCAUUGUAUCAUGUAUAGUGUUUGCCAUAGCAGUAACUGUAGCCCUUAUAGUGGACAUAUACAUUGGUGAUCAUCAUACAGGGCAUGCCGCAAUAGCGACAGAUGUCCAGAAAUGCUCUGAUAUUGGUUUAGAACUUAUGAAGAAGGGAGGUUCGGCAGUGGAUGCGGCUGUAGGGGCACUGAUAUGUGUUGGCGUUAUGAAUCCUGAGAGCUCUGGACUUGGAGGAGGUGGAUUUAUGUUGAUUGCUGCACCACACCAUUCAGGCGAGGUGAUAGACUUCCGUGAAGUUGCACCACAGUCGGCAACAGUGGAUAUGUUCAACAAGAGUGCUAACAUGGCUCAACAGGGAGGUCUUUCUGUAGCUGUACCAGGUGAACUUAGAGGAAUGGAGUUGGCACACAAAAAAUAUGGAAAGCUGAAAUGGUCAGAGUUGAUAGAACCUUCAAUCAAGCUUGCAAGAGAUGGCUAUACUCUCUCUAAUCACACAGCCAAAGUUCUUGGCAUACCUCAUGUACAGCGUAAAAUAAAGAAGAGUAAACAAAUGAUGGAUAUGUUGAUGCCAAAUGGAGAAUAUUUAAAGGAAGGAGAUAUAAUAAGAAACCCCAAGCUGGCAGACACUUUAGCCAUCAUUGCCAAAGAAGGAGCCAAAGCCUUGUAUGAAGGGAAAAUAGCAGAAAGCAUUGUCAAAGCGGUUAAAGAAAGAAAUGGAAUUCUUUCACUUGCCGAUCUGAAGAAAUACACAGCUAUACUUAAACCAGGAUUAAACUCAACAUAUCAAGGCUAUCAGAUUUUGACAGUACCUCUUCCAGCUAGUGGACCUGUGCUCAUCUCUGCACUAAACAUUUUAGAAAGGUUUAAUCUUACUAAGAAGGACCAAGGAAAGAACACUACUUAUCAGUAUUUGAUAGAGGCCUUUAAGUUUGCCUAUGCACAAAGAACCCAUCUUGGAGAUCCUUCAGAUCCUCAUAAUGCUGAUGUACUUAAAUUUGUUGAUAAAAUGACGAGCAAAAAGAAUGCAGAGACAAUCUACAGGAAGAUAUUUGCAAACAAGACAUUCCCUCCAUCUUAUUACUCACCUGCUUCUGAUGAGGUGAAGGACAACGGAACAGUGCACGUGUCUGUUGUGGGCCCUGAUGGAGAAAUAGUCUCUGUUACAAGUUCUGUGAAUGGGUACUUCGGUUCGUAUGUCAUGACUGAUACAGGAAUCAUCCUCAACAAUGAUAUGGAUGACUUUUCUUCUCCUGGCAUUGAUAAUCAGUUUGGAAUCCCCCCAUCAAAGGCAAAUUUCAUCAGGCCAGGCAAGAGGCCUCAGUCGUCAACUGUACCAGUCAUAGUCAGACACAAGCAAGACCCUUGUGCUUUUCGACUGGCUGUGGGUGGGUCUGGUGGCUCUCAUAUCCCAAGCGCUGUCAUACAAACGUUAAUUAAUAUAUUAUCAUUCGAUGACACACUCAAGGAUGCUGUGGAAAGACCACGAGUACAUCAUCAGCUUAUACCCAAUGAAGUUGAAGCAGAAGGAGAUAAAUUUAAGUCUUGGAAUCAAGAAGGUGUCCUUGAAUAUCUAAAACAAGUUGGUCAUGUGGUCAACACGUUAGACAAAUCUCGAAGUGAUGUAAAUGUAGCUCAAAAUUACCACAACAUACUACGAGCCCACAGUGACAGCCGAAGAGGAGGCAGCGGUAGUGCGAUGUACUAAUGAAUUGCUGACUACAAUUGGUAUUAUUGGGACCAUCAGGCCCAAAACCUACUGCUUUAGUUAUUAGCCAAUCACAUUCAGACUUGGAAAAGACCCCGCGAGUUUGUCAUCACACUAACCAAUCAGAUUUCGCUAUUCUCAUUGUUGCACCAGAAAAAUCAACUCGGAAUCUUGGGCCUGCGUAGCGGCUCUUUGUUUGGGGAUUUGGGGCGAACGAAGUAGGGAUUGGGUCCCUUGCCUUAAACCCCCAAACAGGGUCGCUACACAGGCUAUAGGAUAGAAUAUGUAGAUAUUGGUAUCAAUUUUGGAAUAGCUGAGAGUUUAAACAUUUUUAAGUUUUAAAAACUUUCAAAGAUAAUGUUUUUCUUAACUUAGGCACUCUUAAACAAGCAAGUCAUAAUUAAUCCUCUGCAAUUUUUAUAACCAUGAUAUCUAACUAAAUGUAAUAUAUAUUUAUCCUAAUUUAAAAGAAUAUUAUAACACCAAUGGUUAUCCUGUGGCGCCUGUUGACGGGGAGGGUCUGAGACGAUGUAAUUUAUCUUUGCCACAAGGAACCCGCCAUAAUAUUUCAAUGUUAUAUACCGAUCUUUAUUUAAAAAGCGUUACACUUACGUAAGUAAAUUCUAUAUUCAAAUAA